AUGGGCCUCGCGGACGCCCUGGACCUUCCCGAGGUCGCAGAGCCCUUGGGCCGAGAGGAGCAAUGGGCCAGCGGCGUCUCUGAGCUUCUGGCUUGCCUCGAUGAGAGCUCUUUGAAGGCACCCCGGGGUUCCGGUAGCUUCGAAGCUUUGGCGGAGAAGCGGCGAUCGCAGAGGCGGCGGCAGGCCGAGAAGGUGGUGGCCCAACGGAUUUCCUCAAGCCGGGCGGUUGCCGAGGCACACGGAGCUCUGGGACGAUUUCUGGAUAAACGGGCGGGCAGCGUGCAGGAGGCAAGCUGCGCUGCCUCGGAUGCUCAGGGGAGGUUGCAGCGACUACAGGAGCAGAGCAAGGGUGCGCGCGCUGUGGCCUUGAGAAACGCCCAAGCUCAGGUUGCUGACGCGGAGCAGCGUGCACUGCAAGAGGCGAGAACCCGGCAGGCUAUGCUGGAUCGCCGUGAGGCGGAGGUCGAGGCCUUGAAGCAGAUCACGAGCUCCUUGAACUCCAGAUGCAAGACCUGCGCUGGCGACCUGCGGAACAUCAGCCGCACGCUUGAGGCAGCUGCAGGACAAGCCUCGGAUGUUCGCCACGAGAAGCGAUUGGUACAGGACCGCUGCCUCAGUCUGGAUGCACGCGAGGCAGCACUCUUGACCCUGGAGAGAGCCUGGCGCGAGGUGGCGCGGUCGAAUUCGGCGAGAAGCCCAAGGAAAGCCCUCGACGCAGCGCGGGAGCACCUCAGCCGUGAGCUCCUUCGAGACAAGGUGUUCAUGGACAAAGUGCACCAGCUUUUGGACAGCCUCCCGCAGGCUGCGCCCCCAGAGUUCACAUCACCGGCCUCUGAUGUCUCCAUCGAGCCGGGCCAUCGUCCAGCCUCCGAGGCCAAAGAGGGAGGGGCCAGCGCCGACUCCACCGCAGAUGCUGGGGACUUGAACGGGGAUCAUUCCGUCGUUUGGUCGCCGGUGAAUGGGAGCGCGGCAAGUCAGGGCAAGGAGGAAACUGCGACGCUGGGUGCUCUUGCGGACGUUUCGGAGCCCGUGUACCACGAUGAGGAUCCCAACAGGGCCAGGUCGCCAGUGCCCCGGUCGGUGACAGCGCCGCCGAGGCGGCUGGGCCGGUGGCCCUCCUCGAAGUCCUUCACAAGGAUGACAUCCCCGACGCGCAUCGUGGUGCAGACGCUGCCUCCAACGAGAUUCCAAUCGCUGGGGGACUCUUUAGGCGCCACCACCAUGCUUCCAAGCGAGGGCGAGACCCCGGUCUCCAUCACACAGCGGCCCGGCUCAAAAUCGCAACAGCUCUCGGCGACCCUGCCGCUGCAAGUGGUCAUGGCCCACGAGCGAGGAGGUCGCAAAAACCUGGGACUUGGCCACGACAAGCCCGAACCGGUGAGGUUCGUGUCGGCAAACGCGAGCACUGUCGUGGCUCACGAGCGGGGUCGCAAGAACUUCGGGCAGGAAAGUCGUGGAGAGCAUGUCGAAGCUGUCCGGUUCAUCUCUGCGAGCGGCAGCCACAGGAGAGAAUACUCACUGGAGACGCCCCCUGCACAGAUCCCUCAAGCCAGCUACCGGGCAACUUCCUCGGAUGCGCAGCCGAAGACUCCGCAGAUGCCUUGCAGGACUUCGCAGGCACGGUAUCAGACUUCCCCUCAACCUCGACAGGCACAUCAUGUGAUACAACCUCAACCUCAGCCGGCUCAGCCCGUGGUGCAAUCACCACAGCGAUACCCGCUUCUGGGCCACCAGCUGCAAUCGCCGCAACACCGCGUGCAAUAUUUCAGCCCGCAAGCUCAGAGUUAUGCCCCCGCUAUGGGGCCGAUCGGCACCACACCCAUGGUGGUGCCACGUCUGCCGGGCGCCAACCUCACAGUUCUUCCUCCGCAGACCGUGGUUUGGCCCGGACAGAGGUGA
This is a messenger RNA of Symbiodinium sp. CCMP2592, 1899 nucleotides long. Lineage: Eukaryota; Dinophyceae; Suessiales; Symbiodiniaceae. The record is from the annotation of a GenBank genome assembly.